This is a messenger RNA of Larimichthys crocea (large yellow croaker), 3053 nucleotides long. RefSeq names its product endosialin. Gene Ontology annotation, molecular function: calcium ion binding. NCBI's taxonomy places the organism in Eukaryota, Metazoa, Chordata, Actinopteri, Sciaenidae. The record is from RefSeq and is a predicted model, not a curated record. The transcript has 2 exons. Bases 667 to 2835 code for a protein of 722 amino acids.
ACACACACACUUCCACCCUCCCCCAUCUUGCUUUCUGAGGUUCAGUCAGAAAGCAAACUUUGCAGAGGCAGAAAGCCCCAGCAGGAUCAGAUACAGGAGAGGCUUUCUGUCACUGAAUUUCAUCAAAUUCAUACAUGGACAUACAUUUAACUCCUCUGGAAUGAACUGAAGGACACAUCUGAACCCUGGACUUUACUGCUACUUCACUGGACUUUUCUUUUGGACUGUACUGGACUUUCUAGGGGAUUCCACUGGACUGCGUUGGUUUCUGGUUUCAUUGGUUUUAUUAGUUUUUAGUUAGUAUAGGAUCUGGUGAAAUCUGCUCUACAGUAGGAGAAAUGCUGACAGUGUGUUGACGAAUGGAGUUUGACUGAUUCUGCACUGUAGGACUGUUUGUCUGAAGACUUGGGCUAUCCAAGGUAAAUUAAAUUUAUCCAAUUUAUCUGCUUCAGAUUACUUUGAGUAAAAGGUCAAUUAGAUCCGAUUAUUUAUUCAAUCGCACUAAAGUAUAGAGAAAAUAUAACAAGUCUGGUCUGGCAAGUUUCUCUUUGAUAAAUUAGUUGAAGUGGGUGAAUCUGGGUUAGUUUUUUUGAAGAGGCAGUCAGGUUAUUUAUUCUGACAGUAAGGUCUGGGUAUUCAGUUGAAUGUUUGCCUAGAUUUAACCUCAUGUCUGGGUGGAGGAUGCAAAAGACUAUUAGGAGCAGUAGCAUCUGCAGCAGCAUGAGUCUCCUGUGUGCCCUGUGGCUGCUGAUAGUCUGUCUGGCUUCUGGAAGCCGAGGCCAGAGGCUGAGGGAGACAGAGGGGGAGCAGCCAGCAGUCAAGCCUCAGCUGGCAGAGAGAGACGCGCUUUGCCACCAGGAUGGAUGCUACACUGUCUUCCUCCAGAAAAGAACUUUCAGGGAGGCUGGGCGGAGCUGCAGGGAGCGAGGUGGGACCCUGGCAACGAUGCAUACCGACGAGGCAGCGGGUGUGGUCCAUGAGCUACUGUCGGCCAUCAAGGCACAGGGGACCAGGCAAAGGCUUCGCCUCUGGAUAGGACUACACAGACCGCCACGCCAGUGUUCAUCCACCAGACCACUCAGAGGAUUCGUCUGGGUCACAGGAGACCAGGAUGGCCAGUUCACCAACUGGCUCCGUGAAGACACCCCUGGGACUUGUGCAGCCCCUCGCUGUGUGGCCAUGACUGUCCAUACUUCUGAGAGUGGACGAGAGAGCAGCGACAAUUUCCGGUGGGUCGAUGGCUCAUGUGCACUACCGUUGGAUGGAUAUGUCUGCCAAUACAACUACAAAGGAAUGUGUCCAUCAUUGGAGGACGAGGGUAGAGGCCCAGCAGUUUACACCACCCCAUUUCACCUUGUCAGCACCCUGCUGACACACGUGCCAUAUGGGUCUGUAGCUACUCUACCCUGCCCUGCAGGCAGCUCAGGCGCAGAUGGUCAAGAUGAGCAGACAGUACUGUGUAUGGAGAGAGAUGACGAGACAGUGGGCUGGUCCAGGGACGCCCCACUUUGCUUGUCCAGUGGAGCUCCAAAGGACUGGUGUAGCGGGGACCAUGGAUGUGAGCAGUACUGUCAGAACACAGGCACAGAUUACUACUGUUACUGCUCUGAGGGCUUUACGAUAGAUGAGGAUGGGUACAGUUGCAAACCUGAUCCCCUGAGUCAAACUGACCCCCCUGAAUUAUCUUCUGACUCCGCCGGUCCCACCGAGCAGCCCCACAUGAAAGAAGUCUGUGUGGAGAUGGGGUGUGAGUAUGACUGUGUAGAGACAUCUCGGGGUAUCCGCUGCACUUGCCCCCCAGGUUACCAAAUGGGUCCAGAUGGCCGCAGAUGUUCUGAUGUAGACGAAUGUCAACAGCAACCAUGCCCCCAAGUCUGUGUCAACAUCCCAGGCACCUUCCACUGCACGUGCCAUGCCGGCUACCAGCCAGAUGAUGAAGGCGAGUGUGUGGACAUUGACGAGUGCCUCGAUGAGGGCAGCUGUGAAGACACUUGUGAGAACACAGUGGGGUCCUUCACAUGCCUGUGUAACUCAGGGUACGAACUGAGCAGGGAAGGACAGUGUGUAGAUGUAGAUGAAUGUGUGGGGGAGUCGCCCUGCCAGCAGCAAUGUAUCAACUACAUGGGAGGGUACCAGUGUUACUGUGACAAUGGUUAUGACAUGCAGUCAGAUGGACUUACCUGCCAGCCUUCACCUGAUGAUGAAGAAUAUUCCACUUUGACCCCUGACCCCAGUGACUCUGCACACAUACCUGACUUAAACCCUAACCAUAAUAUUCCUUGGUCCACCUCAUUCACCCCAGACCCAAAUUUUGAAGCUGACACUAACUUUGAUGUUGACUGGUUGACAGAAGCCCCUGAUGUGCCUCAUGGGUCAGACAAUCACCUGAACCAAUGGGAUGCCCAAUCACCUAAACGAUAUCAGACAGCACCAUCCCCAACGCAAAAAGAUAACACAGGCAAUGAAAUUGAUAAUGAUGCUGAUGUUAAGGGAGGAGGUAAAGAUGCUAGUGAUAGAGUGGGAGAUGAGACCGCAAACAGGUCAGCCACUGGGGCCAGUGGGGGGCACGGAUCUAAGAUGGAUAGUACAGAGGAUGUCAACAAUACAGUGGAAGCAGGGGCUGGAUCUGAUGCAGGUAAACAAAAGCAUGAUAAGAGCUGGCUGCUGGUGGCCCUGCUGGUGCCUCUGUGUGUGUUCCUUGUAGUGAUGCUGGCUCUUGGGAUUGUCUACUGCACCAGCUGUGCUGUGGACAAGAGCCUGAGCUUUUCAGACUGCUAUCGCUGGAUACUCCCUACAACACCUCCUGAAAGAAGGGAUGGCAAAACCCAAGCAUGAACCCUAAAAUAAACAAACACAGGUGCAUGCGCACACAGAUGUGUCUAAUGUCCAGAUGUCUGUUAAUAUUUCUCUUAACUGGUCAGUGAAACUACCAUUUGGAUUUAGUAUAGCUGACUGGCUCUCCCAUUCAUCAAGGAAACUGAAUUCUUUCUGUUGCACACCCUUUGUAAAUAAUUCACUUUCUCAUGUUUUUACAAUUCAAUAAAACCAAUAAA